AUGGCCCACGCGGGCAGCAGCUUCCAAUGGGACAAGCUGUCACCUGCAGAGUUCCAGCAGCUGCAGGAGUUGACAUCGUAUUCAACCAAAAAACUUCAAGAUGUCCUCAAAGAGUUUUGUGAAGUCAAGAAGCAGAGUCCAGAUGGGGAUAUCGACUAUGAGGGGUUCCGCUGGUUUCUGGACACAUUCCUCGAAGUAUCAGCCCCAGAUGAACUGUCCAGGCACCUGUUCCUCUCGUUUGUACGUCGAGACCGGCGGCCGGCGCUCCGCGAGAUGGCAGCAGCGAGUUCCACCGCCGCUUGCGCAGCCGUAACCGCUCAUGCAGACCAUCAGGGCAAAUUGAGUUUGGCAUCCAAGAUCCACGGCUUGGCGGAGCGGCUACAGCAGCUGGGCAAGAGUUCCGGAGACUCGGUGGAUGGGAGCGAUAAGGGGUCCAGGAGUCGCACUGGAAGCGUCCACCCGAUGUUUACAGUAACGACCCACCCCUCAUACUCCUCGCACGAGCUCUGCCUGGACCGGCGCAACGAGACCAGCCCAAGCCACAGCCAGAUGUCCAGAAACUCCAGCCGGAAGAGCAGCAAUUCUCUUAGAGUCAACCAGUCUACUAAAAUCGAAGAUUUCAGGCACUUAAUGAGACGGUCGUCUACUCUAGAAGUCCACACAGCCCGGGUGUCUUUGAAAGACAUCGUCUGCUACCUCUCACUCUUGGAAGCCGGAAGACCAGAGGACAAACUUGAAUUCAUGUUUCGCCUGUACGACACGGACGGUAAUGGCGUUUUGGACACAAAUGAAAUGGACUGCAUUGUCAACCAAAUGAUGACUGUCGCGGAAUAUCUUGGAUGGGAGACUUCCGAACUAAGACCGAUCCUACAAGACAUGAUGGUGGAGAUAGACUACGAUGCUGACGGUACCGUCUCGCUUGAUGAGUGGAAGCGGGGAGGGAUGACAACAAUCCCAUUGCUAGUUCUGUUGGGGCUGGAUACGAAUGUGAAAGAAGACGGGGAGCAUGCAUGGCGACUGAAGCACUUCAGCAGACCGGCCUACUGUAACCUUUGCCUCAACAUGCUCGUCGGCCUUGGGAAAAAAGGACUUUGUUGCAUUUUCUGCAAGUUCACAGUACACGAACGUUGUGUGCAGAGGGCGCCUGCGUCGUGUAUUGCCACCUACUCCAAAUCGAAAAGGGCGCCGGCUACGUUAGCUCAUCAUUGGGUGGAAGGCAACUGCCAUGGGAAAUGCGCUCGGUGUCGGAAAAAGAUUAAGGGCUACAAUGGCAUAACUGGACUGCAUUGCCGCUGGUGUCAUAUCACUCUGCACAACCGGUGCGUGGGCAGCGCGGGCGGCGCGUGUUCGCUGGGCCGGCACGCGCGGCACAUCCUGCCUCCCACCGCCAUACGCCCGCUCGUACUCGACCGACAGAGGUCGCUGCCACACCGCCCGCAGAAUGAUCAGCAAUCUCUACCCACCUCAAUAUCAUUGCCAAUAUCGAUAGCAGCGUCUUCAGAAGAGAAGAAAGAAGAAAGAGAGAAGCGCGAACCUCGAGCACCCCCCAUCUCCUUUCAAAUCACACCACCUGAUGGGUCUUGUCCCUUACUCGUUUUCAUUAACCCCAAAUCUGGGGGAAGACAAGGAUCCAGGGUCUUAAGGAAACUACAGUAUAUUUUAAACCCACGACAAGUUCAUGAUAUCGCUAAAGGAGGACCUAUGCAAGGAUUGCAGAUGUUUAAAGAUGUGAAGAACUACAGAGUGAUAUGCUGUGGAGGAGAUGGCACCGUCGGAUGGGUGCUAGAAACUAUGGAUAAAGUCCAGAUGGACACUCAGCCGGCCGUCGGAGUGAUACCACUGGGUACUGGCAACGACUUGGCGCGGUGUCUACGGUGGGGAGGCGGAUAUGAAGGUGAAUCUAUCCACAAGAUUCUGGACAAGAUAGCCCGAGCUAGCACCGUCAUGAUGGACCGUUGGCACAUAGUCGUGGAGAAUACCACUACUGAUUGUGAGCAGCCUCAAAUGCCUGACUCGGCACCGCACCCCACAGUCGUCCCGUACAACAUCAUCAAUAACUACUUCUCUGUCGGAGUCGACGCGGCGAUUUGUGUGAAAUUCCACACGGAACGGGAACGCAAUCCGGACAAGUUCAGUUCUCGUAUGAAGAACAAGCUCUGGUACUUCGAGUUCGCUACUUCAGAGCAAUUCGCAGCCAGCUGCAAGAAUCUGCAUGAGCAUAUUGAUAUUGUUUGUGACGGUGCAUCCUUGGAACUGAACAAGGGUCCUGCGUUACAAGGCGUGGCUCUACUGAACAUACCUUACGCCCACGGAGGUUCCAAUCUAUGGGGGUCUAGUGGGGCCCAUCGAAGAGGACGGUUCCCCAACGCACAGCAAGAUAUCGGUGACAAGUUAAUAGAAGUCAUCGGAUUGGAAAACUGUCUGCACAUGGGACAAGUGAGAACUGGUCUUCGUGCAUCAGGCAGACGGCUGGCACAGUGCAGCUCCAUCACGUUAACGACUAAGAAGACAUUUCCAAUGCAGAUAGAUGGAGAACCUUGGAUGCAGCCACCUUGCAAGAUAAUGAUUACUCAUAAGAACCAAGUUCCAAUGCUGAUGGGACCAGCUCCAGAGAAAGGCAGAGGAUUCUUCAAACUCUUUACUCAUUGCUAACUUACACUACAAACUUC
Molecule: messenger RNA, 2669 nt
Organism: Spodoptera exigua (beet armyworm)
Lineage: Eukaryota; Metazoa; Arthropoda; Insecta; Lepidoptera; Noctuidae
Source: the annotation of a GenBank genome assembly